This is a messenger RNA of Pseudomyrmex gracilis, 2112 nucleotides long. RefSeq lists its product as uncharacterized. Gene Ontology annotation, biological process: DNA replication. Lineage: Eukaryota; Metazoa; Arthropoda; Insecta; Hymenoptera; Formicidae. The record is from RefSeq and is a predicted model, not a curated record. Gene Ontology annotation, molecular function: DNA binding; DNA-directed DNA polymerase activity; nucleotide binding.
AUGUUUUACGGGCGCGAGUGUUUCGAGCGUCACCGAGCCGAAAAAUCGUACGGAGACAGUCGCGUGAGUAUGUGCAGCGCCUUGCAAUUUUGUGACGAUUGCGGGCGUUUGUACAGAACAGCGGGUGCGAGGCACGAAUGCGGCGUCGUGUUUUGUAACAUUUGCAGUUCGCGUCAAGAUGUAAACCAUCUUUGUUAUAUUCGACCUCUUACACGCGAGGAUUUCACCGGCAAAGGAAAAAACACGCGCGUCGCAUUCGUGUUCUACGAUUUCGAGACCCGACAGGAUGAGACGCUCGAAGGUACAGCGUCUGUGAAAAUUCACAUGCCCACUCUUUGCGUCGCACAGCAGAUUUGCGUCGCGUGUGCGGGCGAGGACGACAUGACGGUACGUUGCCGGUGGUGCGGUGUGCGCAAAUUCGUGUUCCGCGAUGAUCCGGUGAGGCAAUUCGUCGAUUUCGUUACGAGAACAACGAAAUGUUUCAAGCAGAUUAUCUGCAUCGCGCACAACGCCAAGGCGUUCGACGCGCAGUUCAUCCUUCGUUACAUCACGGAAAAACGUGUCGAUUUGGAUCCACGAGUAAUAUUAAACGGGACGAAAAUCGUAGUAUUACCGGCCGGACGUCCAAAAUUUAUUAACAGUAUCAACUAUAUGCCGAUGCGUUUGUCAGCUCUGCCAAAGGCUUUCGGUUUGCGGGGUGGGGUGGAAAAGGGAUAUUUUCCGCAUUUAUUUAACACACUCGCGAAUCAGUCGUACAUCGGUCCGUUACCAGCCGUUGAAUAUUACUCGCCGGAUAGUAUGUCUAGCAAAGAACGCAAACGUUUUUUGUCGUGGCACGCGGAACAGAUGCGCGAAAACGCAGUUUUUGACUUUCAACGCGAGAUAGUUUGUUAUUGUCGUAACGACGUUGAUAUCUUGCGGCGAGCGUGCAUGGCCUUCCGCAAGAUAUUUCUCGAGCGCGGAAACGUAUGUCCGUUCGAAGAAUGCACGACCAUCGCUUCCACAUGUAUGCGCGUUUUCCGCAAACAUUUUCUACGUGAGAAAGAGAUCGGCGUCAUUCCUCACGGCGGAUAUUGUCUCGCGGAUACGCAAUCCCGCAAAGCUCUGCAGUGGCUGGUGUGGAAGGAGCGCGAGCUUGGCCGCAUCAUUGUUCACGCGGGUCACGGGCGAGAACAUCGUCUCGCGGAAGUCGGAGGCAUUCCCGUCGACGGGUAUUACGAGACGGCGAACGGUGAGCGUCACGUGUUGAAAUACCACGGCUGCUUUUGGCACGGAUGUCCCGUGUGUUUUAAAACGGAACGCGACAAAUGUCUCUGCACGGAGAACGCGAAGUACGACACGAUGAACUCGCAAUACGAGCGUACACUGACAACGUCAUGGCGUCUUCGAAAACGAGGGUACAUCGUGACGGAGAAAUGGGAGUGCGGUUUUGAUUGCGAUACGCGAGAAAAUCGCGAAAUGCGAGCGUUUUUAGACCAACAUCCGAUGCUCGCGGCUGAACCGCUUUCACCGCGUGACGCGUUUUUCGGCGGUCAAACAGAAAACAUCGCGAUUCGACGCGAAGUUACGGGUACGGAGAAAAUACAUUACGUAGACGUGUGUUCUCUAUACCCUUACGUGUUGAAAACCGGCGCUUUUCCGAUUGGACAUCCGAAAAUUUUUGUCGGACAAAAAGAAUGCGCCUUGCUCAUCAAAGCGAAGCCCGGUGUCGAUUUUUCCGCGGUCGAAAGGCUUGUGCGUUGUAGAGUGCUCCCUCCGCGCAAUCUCUUUCACCCUGUACUCCCGUACCGCGUGCAGGGCAAACUGCUGUUUGCCUUGUGCCGCAGUUGCUGCAAAAACUUCUCGCAGACACAGUGCUCGCACGAAAAUCCGCGCGAUUGUGAAUUCGAAGACGUGUGGGUAUCGUGUGAAUUACGCAAAGCUGUGGAGAAGGGUUAUCUCGUGAAUGCAGUGAGCGAGAUAUGGCAAUACGAGACGAGCCGAUACGACGCUGAUACGCGUCAGGGGGGAUUAUUUGCCGAAUACAUAAAUUGUUUUCUCAAAUUGAAGCAAGAGGCGAGCGGAUGGCCGAGCAAAUGCGUGGACGACAAAUCUAAAGAACAAUAUCUUUGA